GCACACCUGUGAACAGGUGCACAGGUGGACGGAGAAGUGAGGAGUUGGCCGACUAUAGUCUUCUGGACAUCAAACAUCUACUGCGCCUGCACUCAUCUGGCAAUUAACCACAUUCUGUUGUGGUGGUGAAGGAGAGUACGAAAAUGAAUUUACACAAAGUUCUAGGGGGAAUCAUUCUGUGUGUUCUUGUGUCAGUGGCAGACCUCAGCAAUACGUCCUGUGUCACUCGGCGGUGCCUGGCCGCAUUGCUAAUAGCCAAGGAACCUCUCUCACAACCACAGUCACCAACCUGUGACCUGACAAUCGACAUUCUAUCUCUUCAGUACACCACCAUAUAUGUGGACACCAAAAAGAUGCAUUUCUCCAGUCAGCUGUCUCUGGUAAUGAAAUGGGUAGAUCCAGAUCUAUCCUGGGAUAGGAGGACAUACAACUAUGGUGGUGUGGUCCUCCCAAAAAAUAAGAUUUGGACCCCGAUACUCACAGUGGAAAAUGCAGUGAGCGUAUCCAGCAAUCCUGUCACCAAUGAUGUGCUGGUGAUGAGCACUGGAGUUGUAGUGUACCAAGUUGUCAUGGACACAACAGUCAAAUGCAGCAUCAAUCUCUUCUACUACCCCUUUGUUGCAGACUCUUGCCUUGUUCCCCUAAAUGGCCGGACAAGCAAGAGUGGAUGUGGGGUGAAUCUGACAUUCCCAGGAUAUGUGAACAUGACGGAAGCCACAUCUGAGUGGAUCACCAAUGGGGUGGAACUGACUGGAGAGAGCACCCGACACUACCUUAAUGUGUCGAUGUCAGUCAGCAUCUUCAACCCGACAGUGAGUCUCAUCCUGCCCUGCGUCCUGCUCCUCCUGGCAGACGUGGUGAGCUGCCUGCUGCCCCUCGGUGGCGGGGAGAGGAACAGCUUCAAGGUCACGCUGGUGCUCAGCUUCACCAUGUUCCUGCUCCAGCUCACACAGACACUGCCCGACACGGACGACUGCAGCCCCUUGCUCCGGUACCAUUACCUGGUAAGCCUACUGCUGAUGUUACAGAGUAUGCUCAGCUCCAUGGUGCUCACCCACAUGGUAGGUGGUUGUACCUUCCUGUCCUGCCUGCGUACCUGUAAGAAGGGGAAGGAUGACAACCUCCUGGACGGGACCCACACACAGCAGGGAGGCAAUGGAAGAGUCAUUGGUGGAGACCAGGACAACACCGCAGAGACCAUCAAGGAGGACUCACUGGGGAGCAUGGCGUAUAUCCUAAAGGCCAAGAGGCAGCAAGAGGAGAAGGAGGAGAAGUACAGGGCGUUUGCUGAGAAGUUGGACCUGGCUUUAUUCCUGCUCUACAUUUGUCUUUGUGUAAUAUAUGGCGUUAGCAUAGCGUACGUCAUCACACUGGACUUCUGCGUCAAAAACAAGAGUGUUACCUGGAGUGACGACUAUGACGACUACGACUAAUCCUGCAAUAUCUGCACUCCCACUAGGACAUAGUAUACAGACAGUACAUCUCAUUAAAAAAAUAUUUAAAUCCUUUUAGAAUAUUAAAUGCCUUAUAUGAGCAAUAUGUAUUUUUUUUUAGUAUUGGCAGUAUCACAAAUAUGUAGUUGACUCAAAACCCUCUCAAAAUAUACAUACAUAUACACAUUCACACACACCGCUGGACUGGCCAUAGGGCAUACCGGGCAUUUGCCCGGUGGCCUGACGUGCUUUUAUUUAUUUUUUAUUCAGGCCAAACCCGUUAUUAACGUCGCAGGCCACAUUAUCUUCCUUGCAGGCCACUUACUGCAAUGUGCACAAUGUCCAAAUCGACAGAAGAAAUGCUAACAUAUUACUUUCAUGCAUGAGUAAGGCUGAUUCUUGUUAUAUAUACCCUUAACUAGUGACAGAAAGUUUUAUUCUGGUGGGUACAUGUAUGUAACCUACAUGUACUGUAGCCUACUAAAGUCACUUUUCUAAAAGUAAAAUUCCUACAGCAAAGUUAAAAUAUGAUACAGAUGUGCAAUUUAAGUAAAAACAAUAUGAUCCGGUUUUAUUUGGUGUGUUUAUAGAACAUGUUUAUGAAGAAUUUGUAAACAAAAACAGUGUGGUGCAUGAUGGUAAAUACUAAGACGCGCCCUUGUAUUUUCUACUUUCUGCCGUUCAGUUGCAGUGUCGAAUGAAUUAGGCAUAAUGAGUUUGAGCAUGCUGGCGAAAUGCAUGGCAAAUGCAUCUACUGGCUAUGUCUAUUAAUAAAGUGGAUUAUUGGAAGACUGUGGUCACACACCAGCUCUGGAGACUGCCGUGCGGCGCCAAAUCUGUCCAGGGUUCAUGUGAGAAAGUGCAUACCACACACAUACCACACACACACACACAAACAGUCCUCAAAAAGAUAGGAGGCGAUCGUAACAUAGCCUAAUUUCAUAACAUCAAGACCUAGCCAACUAGGCUAUUAGUAGGCCAAUGAAGACACUCUUGACCUCUUCUACUUGUAUAUGGGUUAAAAACCACACUCACUAGCUGGCCUCCUGUCACUGUGUGUAUCGAGUCUCACACAUACUAUGAUAUCAUAAGUAAAAGGUUUUUUUAAAUGAUCCUGCUGUGGACUAACGGAAAGGCACUGGGCUACUACGCCGGUGACCCGGGUUCGAUUCUGGUUCGGGUCAUUUGCCGAUCCUUCCCCAUUUCUCUCCCCACUCAUUUCCUGUCUCUCCACCACUGUCCUGUCAAAAAUAAAGGCAAAAAGCCCUAAAAAAAAAACUUAAAAAAAAAUAAAAAAAUAAUGACAUUGUGGAUCAGGACAACACUAGGGUAAGCUGGUGGGCCAUGAAGGUUUUCCAAGUGGGCCUUGAAAUAAUUUUCUAAAAAUCAAAAUAAUAUUUUUGUGUAAUAUUUUUGUGUGUUGCUGUACUAUUUAUUCAAGUU
Engraulis encrasicolus (European anchovy) is the source of this 2876-nucleotide messenger RNA. Its product is annotated as zinc-activated ligand-gated ion channel-like. The transcript has 9 exons. Gene Ontology annotation, biological process: monoatomic ion transmembrane transport; regulation of membrane potential; chemical synaptic transmission. Gene Ontology annotation, cellular component: plasma membrane; synapse; neuron projection. The record is from RefSeq and is a predicted model, not a curated record. Gene Ontology annotation, molecular function: acetylcholine-gated monoatomic cation-selective channel activity; serotonin-gated monoatomic cation channel activity. The coding region runs from base 144 to 1433 and encodes 429 amino acids. NCBI's taxonomy places the organism in Eukaryota, Metazoa, Chordata, Actinopteri, Clupeiformes, Engraulidae.